AAUAAUAGACAGCCACACUGCUGCAAUGCAGAAAUAAAAUAAAAAAUUAUGUUAUUUUAUAUUUAUUAACUUUGCAAGACAUUUUUUAUGAACUCAACUUGAGAUAGAAGAGAGGUCAUCUCCAACUUGCCGCCAUGGACACUAAUGUCAACCCCCUGGCUGUAAUCCUCGUUUACUUCGAUAGCAAGGGAGACCGGCUGUUGUAUAGAUAUCCCUACCAAACACUUGGCCAAACGGAGGAGGCCAGCGAUGAGCAGAGGAAGUCCAGGAAGCGCAAUCCCUAUGCCGUGGCCCAUGUGGACGACCUCCUGCAGACGCCCACCCACUUGGGAGCUUCCCAGGGCCAAGGACAGCUGCAGGGAUUCGCCGAUGAGGUGCUGUCGGCUCUAUUUGCUGUGAAGCCACAGCUGUGCAAUCAGAAAUUUGAGCUUAAACUGAACGACGUGCGUUUUGUGAGCCACCCCACGCUGAUUCCCCAACGGAGUGGAGCCAUGGCCAAGCAGCAGAUGCUCAUCAACAUCGUGUUUGCGCUCCACGCCCAGGCCAGCUACUCGAUUGUGAAGUGCUACCAUGAGCUGAGCAAGCGCCUGGGGCUGGCUCUAAAGUUCGAGGAGCAGCGCAGUGGCUAUGUCACCGAGCAGACGGCCCACAUGGCACGCACCCACGACGAGCAGCAGCAACAGCCGCUGGAACGGACUCUGGAGCUGAUUGCAGAACGUUGUAGUUUGGCGCAGGCCCUUCGCUCCAUCUUCCACGAUCUGUGCACCACCGGACUACUGAGUACCUCGCUGAAUCACAAUCUAACGCUGUGUUUCUGUCUGCCGGCCAAGGCACACCAGCUACACAAGAAGGGAAGCAUGGUGGAUCCGGAGACAAUUGAUCGUUGUCUUCGUGCCCUGAAACCCUAUCACGGCAUGCUGUUGCUGGUCGACUUUGCAGAGCUGCUGGACUGCGUUCCACCGACGGGGGCACGGAUGCUGUGGCAACUUGUGGACGCCUACAACCCACUGAUCAGCCUCCAAAGCAUGGCCUCCAAGGCGGACUUGAGCAUCGAGCAUGUCUACAAGCUGGUCUCGCAUUUAGUCUACUGGGCCAAGGCUACUAUCAUAUAUCCUCUGUGCGAGACGAACGUUUAUGUGAUCGCACCAGAUGCCCCAUUGCAUACAAAAUCUCAUCUGGUGGAGAAGUUCUCCGCUCGUUUCGCUGGAAUGUCACUGUUCGAGGUGAUCUCGGAUUUCUCGCUGCCCACGUCGAUUGGACAUUUGACAACGCCCCUGCAGCAGCCGGCGCGACAGGGUAUUCUCGCACAGAUGGUCAUUUGGAUGCUGCAGCACCAUUUGCUCAUGCAGCUGCACACGUACGUUCAGUUUAUGCCCAGCGAGGAUGAGUUCGGAGACUCGGCCUCCUGCAGCAAUCAUCUGAGGGAUGCCGUUAGCGAUGAGGAGGGAGAGCAGGAGCAGGAUGUGGAUGAGUUGCACGAGGGCUCCAUGUUGAGCAUGUCCAGUCAGCCGCUUCCAGUGCCAGCGGUCUCAAUCGGUGGCCAUCGACGUGACGCCUCCGAGGACCACUCUUCCCUGGCCUCCGACAACAUCGCCGUGCAACCUUCGUCCAGCCAUAAGUCCAACUUCAGCAUCACCGCCUCGAUGAGCACGGAUAACUGUGACAGCCUGGACUCCAUGGAGGACGAGCAGAAGCUGAAGGAGCUGCUACAGGUCUUCAGCGAUGCGGAUCGAGCCGCAAUCCGGCGCAUUCCCGCUUCCGCCAACGUCGACGAUCUCUCGCUGCUGGUAAAGCUCUACCAGAUGGGCUACUUUAAAAGCGAGCACCACCUGGAGGAGAUCAUGUACUUCGAGAACCUGCGCCGUUCGCAGCUGCUGCAAUUGCUGGACAAGUUCAGGGAUGUGCUCAUCAUCUACGAGACCGAAGAUCCCGCCAUCGCAUCCAUGUAUAACAAUACCAAGUAGAUUUGGUCGAAUUUUGCAUUCCUAGAAGUUAAAGUUGAAUGUUUGUGUUAGUUAAUUAAGAUAUGUAAUCUAUUAAAUAGAAAUGCAUACAGUUUGUAAAGUCUUCAAAAGAAAACCAAAUUAAUUUUCGGUUGCACUAGCAAAAAUAAAUAAUUAUUUACUAUUCUAAGCGGCUAGG
Messenger RNA from Drosophila suzukii, 2142 nucleotides. It is a transcript of the gene Nprl3, whose product is annotated as GATOR complex protein Nprl3. Gene Ontology annotation, cellular component: GATOR1 complex. The record is from RefSeq and is a predicted model, not a curated record. Lineage: Eukaryota; Metazoa; Arthropoda; Insecta; Diptera; Drosophilidae. Gene Ontology annotation, biological process: cellular response to amino acid starvation; TORC1 signaling; negative regulation of TORC1 signaling.